This is a messenger RNA of Knipowitschia caucasica, 291 nucleotides long. NCBI's taxonomy places the organism in Eukaryota, Metazoa, Chordata, Actinopteri, Gobiiformes, Gobiidae. The record is from the annotation of a GenBank genome assembly.
AUGUCCACUGCUCUGGAGAGCUACAUAAACCGCACUGUGGCUAUUGUCACUUCGGAUGGACGGAUGAUUGUGGGGACCCUAAAAGGCUUUGACCAGACCAUCAACUUAAUCCUGGAUGAGAGCCACGAGCGAGUGUUCAGUUCUAGUCAGGGUGUGGAGCAGGUGGUCCUGGGGCUGUACAUUGUCCGAGGAGAUAAUGUGGCAGUGAUUGGAGAGAUUGAUGAAGAAACUGACUCUACGCUGGAUUUAGGAAACAUUAGAGCUGAACCAUUGAACUCAGUUGCGCACUGA